Molecule: messenger RNA, 7065 nt
Organism: Paralichthys olivaceus (Japanese flounder)
Lineage: Eukaryota; Metazoa; Chordata; Actinopteri; Pleuronectiformes; Paralichthyidae
Gene: ppfia3
Product: PTPRF interacting protein alpha 3
Biological process (GO): synapse organization
Cellular component (GO): presynaptic active zone
Molecular function (GO): protein binding
Source: RefSeq, a predicted model, not a curated record
GUUUGACGGAGCCGUCGCUCCCUGAGCAGACACGGGGAGGGGACGGGGCUGAGGCUGCUGACCGGGCUGUGACGGGGGGAUCGAACCUGCAGCCUCCGGCUCCUCGGGAUGCUCUGAUGGAGUGAACCGGCCUCAGAGAUGCGCCUUCGUCUCCGCUCUCUGUCGACCAUGGACCCGGUUCUUCUUCUCUUCUCCUCUCAGUGAAGCCCGGGGGUCAGAGGUCGACCACAGAACCUGCACUUCUACCUCUUUCCCCUGUACCCCCCUCAGCCCCUUUCACCCAACACAGUUUCCCAAAAUCGCUUCCCUCCCAAAUCCCUCCUCUCACUUUUCUCCCUCCAUCGUCUCUCAGCACCUGGUUCUUGCCGCCAGCCUCAGCCAAUCAGCCUCAGCUGAAAGAUCCUCAGUUAAAGAGUGACUGUUGAGUAUUUCAUGACGAGAGCCGGCCAGUCCUCCACCAGACACUGCGUUCGAGUGUCCUAGGCGUCGUCUUCUCAUAAAACCUCUCACAUCCAGGCCUCAAGAUGAUGUGCGAGGUGAUGCCCACCAUCUCUGAGGACGGGCGCGGCGGGGGAGGAGCCGGCUCGCCCUCCCCGGCCGGUGGCGGAGGAGGGAUAGGCGGAGGGAUGGGAGGCAUAGGUGGAUUCACUAGCCGGGACUCCCGUGGCGGAGGAGGUGGUGGUGGAGGAGGCGGGGGCAGCAGCGAUGAAGGUGGAAGCACGGGCAACCUGGAGUCGCUGAUGGUGAACAUGCUGACGGAGAGGGAGAGGCUGCUGGAGAGCCUGAGGGAGACACAGGACAGUCUGGGGACGGCCCACCUACGACUGCGAGAGCUGGGCCACGAGAAAGAGUCCCUCCAGAGGCAGCUGUCCAUUGCCUUGCCACAGGAGUUUGCCGUGCUGACUAAAGAGCUGAACCUCUGCCGGGAGCAGCUGCUGGAGAGAGAGGAGGAGAUCGCUGAGCUGAAGGCAGAGCGCAACAACACACGGCUGCUGCUGGAACAUCUGGAGUUCCUGGUGUCCCGUCAUGAGCGCAGCCUGAGGAUGACCGUGGUGAAGCGGCAGGGGGUGUCGAGCGAGGUGGAGGUCCUAAAAGCCCUGAAGUCUUUGUUUGAGCACCACAAAGCUCUGGACGAGAAGGUGCGGGAAAGACUACGGGUGGCCUUGGAGCGAGUGGCAUCCCUGGAAGAGGAGCUGCAGUCCUCUUCUCAAGAGGUUGUGUCACUAAGGGACCAAAUCAAGCGACGGCAGCAAGGACUAGACAACGGCAAAGAGCGGCUUCCCAAUGGACCUUCCUCCAUCUUGGAUGAUGGUGAAAUUGACAGGCAGCGAGAGGGCGAGAUCGAGCGGCAGAGGUCAGAGCUGGGACAGCUGAAAGAGAGACUGGCCCUCAUGUGCAGACAGGUCGGCGAGAUCGAGGAGCAGCUGACGUCGGCCAGGAGGGAGCUGGCCCGAUCGGAGGAGGCCAACCAGAAACUACAGAGGGACGUGAAAGAGGCACUUUGUCAAAGGGAAGACAUGGAGGAGAGAAUCACCACACUAGAACGCAGGUACCUGAGCGCCCAGAGGGAGGCAACGUCUCUCCACGACAUAAAAGACAAACUAGAGAACGAGUUGGCCAGCAAAGAGUCUCUCCACAGACAGAGCGAAGAGAAGAACCGGCAACUUCAGGAGCGUCUAGACGAUGCCAAACAGAAGCUGCAACAAACUCUGCAGAGGGCCGAGACACUGCCAGAGAUUGAGGCCCAGCUGGCCCAGAGAGUGGCAGCACUCAACAAGGCGGAGGAGCGUCAUGGUAACUUUGAGGAGCGACUGCGACAGAUGGAGGCGCAACUGGAGGAGAAGAACCAGGAGCUACAGAGAGCAAGGCAGAGAGAGAGAAUGAACGACGAACACAACAAGCGCCUCUCCGACACGGUGGACAAGCUGCUGUCUGAGUCCAAUGAGAGGCUGCAGCUCCAUCUGAAGGAAAGGAUGGCAGCGCUGGAAGAAAAGAAUGCUCUAUCUGAGGAACUGUCUAAUAUGAAGAAACUCCAAGAUGAUCUCAUAGCAAACAAGGACCAACUGAUUGCGGAGCUCGAAAGGCUUCAGCUGGAGUUAGAUCAGCUAAGAGCAAGACCUGGGGGCUCUUAUUCCAGUCGCUCACUGCCAGGUAGCGCCCUGGAGUUGCGGUAUUCCCAUGGGGGCGGGUCCCUCCCCACAGGUUCCACCACUCAUCUGGAUCCCUUCUGUAACGCCUCCACCGGGGGUGUGGUCAGGCGAAGUCCCCGAGCCCGUUGGAGUUCUGCCCGAGAGGACUCGACCAAGUACCCAGAUUGGGAGAGUGGUGGUCUUCUUGGGACCGGGUUUGAUCCAGGGGUGGACGUGGGCUGCUCCGACGAUGAGGACGACGGAGAUCAUCGCUUCGGCUCCGAGCUGCUGUCCCCUAGUGGACAGACGGACGUGCAGACCCUGGCCAUCAUGCUGCAGGAACAGCUGGAGGCCAUCAAUAAGGAGAUCAAACUCAUCCAGGAAGAGAAGGAGAACACCGAGUUACGGGCCGAGGAGAUCGAGAGCCGGGUCAGCGUGGCCUUGGACAGUCCGCCCAUGCCUCCGACCUCCCUGGGCAGAGACAGCACAGGACGGGGUUUCAUCCCCUCGUCCAUCACAUCCUCGACCCUGGCCUCCCCCUCUCCCCCUAGCUCUGGACACUCCACCCCUCGCCUGCCGCACUCCCCCGCCCGUGAAACUGAUCGACAGAACAGCAAAGAUGAUGAUCGGUCCCUUGCACUUCUUGACUCGACACCUCCUCCGACUCCUCGUGCACUGCGGUUGGACAGGAUGGCUCUCACCCACCCAGGCGCGAUGCUCGAUGACCCCCGGGACUUUCGCAGUCUCUCGGCAGAUGGUAGCAGCUCCAACAGCAGCCAAGAUUCUCUCCACAAGUCCAAUAAGAAGAAAAGCAUCAAGUCUUCCAUCGGUCGCCUUUUUGGAAAGAAGGAGAAGGGGAGGAUGGGCCAGCCCGGGCGGGAUGGAUCUGCUUCUCUUGCAUCUACACCCUCUGAAGACCUGGCCUCUGGAGACCCGAUGGGGAUAAACAAAACUGGGACUCUGGGUCCAGCAGAUAAAGACCGCCGCAGCAAGAAGAAGCAUGAGCUACUAGAAGAAGCAUGUCGCCAAGGACUUCCCUUUGCAUCUUGGGAUGGGCCGACUGUUGUAUCUUGGUUGGAGCUGUGGGUGGGAAUGCCAGCCUGGUACGUCGCAGCCUGUCGCGCAAAUGUUAAGAGCGGCGCCAUCAUGGCCAACUUGUCCGACACAGAGAUCCAGAGAGAGAUCGGCAUCAGUAAUCCUCUUCACCGCCUCAAACUGAGGCUGGCCAUCCAGGAGAUGGUGUCCCUAACCAGCCCGUCAGCGCCGGCCAGCACUCGCUCUUCGACAAGUAACGUGUGGAUGACCCACGCAGAGAUGGAGUCUCUGAACGCUGCCACCAAGCCUCCGGAGCUGAAAGAGUUCAGCUGGGAUCAGAUACUGGCCUAUGGCGAUAUGAAUCACGAGUGGGUGGGCAACGACUGGCUGCCCAGCCUGGGCCUGCCACAGUAUCGCAGCUAUUUCAUGGAGUCCCUGGUGGAUGCACGCAUGUUGGACCACCUGACCAAGAAGGAGCUGAGAGGACAGCUCAAAAUGGUGGACAGCUUCCACAGGGUCAGUUUGCAUUACGGCAUCAUGUGCCUGAAGCGUCUGAAUUACGAUCGCAAAGAGCUGGAGAGGAGGAGAGAAGAGAGCGCCCACCAGAACAAAGAUGUGAUGGUGUGGUCCAACGACCGAGUGAUGUGCUGGGUACAGACGAUCGGUCUGAAGGAGUACGGCGACAACCUCCGUGAGAGUGGCGUCCACGGGGCUCUGCUGGCUUUAGACGACACCUUUGACUACACUGACCUGGCGUUGCUGCUGCAGAUCCCCAAUCAGAACACGCAGGCCAGACAGCUCCUGGAGCAAGAGUACAACUCUCUCAUCUCCAUGGGAACUGAGAGACGACCCGAUGAGGAUGGAACUAAGACGUUCACCCGCUCGCCCUCUUGGAGGAAGAUGUUUAGGGAGAAAGAUCUCCGGGGCCUGACCUCUGACUCUGCCGAGACCCUGCCUGCUAACUUCCGUGCCUCAGCCAUCUCCACACCCUCUGUUACCCUGAGAAAGGUUCAGAGUGAUGCCAACUCUGGUGCCCGGGGUGAAUCUGCCUCAGUGAGGACGUACUCCUGUUGAGGGGAUGAGGGCGCUGACUGGAUUGGGACUAGAGGACCCUCUCGCUCGUCCACGGAGAAAGAAGCAAUGAAUAUACCAUUUAACUUUAAAAUAAAUCUUCUCGGUCUGACCAUUCUGCAAUAACAGAAGCAAAGGAAUAAAUGGGAAAAUGACAUGAAGAAUGUAUGAAUGUAUUUUCCAACCAGACUUGGAAGGUUGAACGGGAUCAGCUGUUUUCUCUCUCUGUCUCUCUCUUCCUGUCGUUCUGUCUUUGCUCUCGCUUGCUCUCUCACUCUCUCUCUCUCUCUCUCUGUAACUGCUGCAGAGUCGACAAAGGGUGACGACGGCGUUGGUUAGGUGUGUUCCGGUCAUGCAGGUUUCCCCUCUCUUUCAUUCCUGUCUCCGUCUGCACAUCGUCAGCAGAGUUGGCAAUAUCAGGGCUUAUUCUCCUUCCUUCAGAGGGAAAUCACUUGCUGCCAUUUAUUCUCUUACAGUAUGAAUACAACUAAACAUGUCGCCUUACAACUUCUGCUCAACAACAGGUGUUUGUAUUGAGAGUUGCAAGUCACUGUACAGUUUCGAUUUUUAAACACAAAAGGAAGGAAAGGACUGUUAAAUCAUUUGGGGGGGAAAUGGGUGGACGGACGUAGACAUGUGACAUCUUUAAACAACGCCGGCGUUCCCCUUUCUACUCCUGAGGCAACUGGUGUCUAGUGUCGGCCAUGGUGGCUCUAUUGUUGGCUUCUAUGGUCCCUGUCAGGGGGGGAGUGAGUGUCCCCAAUUGGCUGAGCGAUGUAGUAAAACAUGUCCGAAUUCAGACCACCGUUAAGCUCUGACCACAUCAGAGGGACCCUCCUCGAGCUUUGUCUAUUGGCACCUUGAAAACCGAUAGGCUGAGUAAUUUCUUUUGAAGAGGCCCUUUUAUAAAGAUCAAAAGGCUCCGAAGUGGAUGGGACUGGGCGGAGUGAGGCCACAGAGACAUUGUGUUCAUUGUUUUUACGACGGUGAUAGCAGGUAAUGCUUAAAGUUAGUGUUGGUGCCACUUUAUAAAAAGCUGUUCUUUGCAAAGGGGUUCGUUCUUUUUAAAGUUUCAUCAGUGUUAAAGCGGAACAAUGCUCAGCCUGUGUAAACAGUCGUAUAAUGUCGCCUGUGGUUUGUGGAGGUCGUAAGCCUCAUGAUGUGACAGUAGCAUCAUGUGGGUGAACUCGCCAUUGUCUUGAUACUUAAAAUCUUCAACAGCUUUACAUCUGAGAGGCGUGAGGUUAGAAAUGGAUGCCCAUUUGUGGAGGGACUUUAAUGUAAAAGUUGCAUCAUGGGAAAUAGGAUUCAGGGUUUUGGGAGUGUGGCCCAUACUAGAGCGUAAAAAGUCAGGAUAUAUCUGCUUCUGCUUUUAAGACACACAUUUUCUUAUCAAAAUGAAUUUUCUAAGAGCCCUAUCAAUGCAUAUCAUAUACUAAUGCUUUACAGAUACAUAAAAAGCGACUGGGUUUUCCGUUGCCAGGUUGUGAAAUGAGUGAAUUGAAAUAAAGUAAAAAUUAUUUUAACUGGAGACUUGGUGAUUUAUUAGGAAGUACGUCAUUUAAGUGUUUCUGCGGAUGGCAGUGUCCUCAACAACAUCAACAACUAUUUGAUGGAUUUCUGUGAAAUAGAAAUGGUCGACACAUUCGUGGUCCCCUGAGGAUGAUCUUUAACUGUGGUGAACCCUGACGUUUCUUAUGGCCCCAUCACAGGGUCAGAUUUUUUGAUUGUGCUUUGAUUUUUGCUUAUAGUGCUAACAUUAACAUUUUAUAAAGCUAAAAUAAGCAUGCAAGUUAGCACCAAUAUGCUUAAAUACAGCCUUUCAAAGACGCAAGCUUGGCCCACAAAUUCUUUCUUACUGAGCCAAAAAAAUAAAAAGUUAAAUUCACAACCUGGCAACCUAGAAGUAUCACUGGAAUAUAGAUAAAAUGGUUUUAAUUUACACAAUCCCAUUAUUUAAAGACUGAAAAGCCUUUGUGAAGUGCCCCUUUCUGUAACGUGGUACCCAAGUUAUAAAUAUGUUAAGAAAGACUUGUUUUUGAAGACAAACUCUAAACACCUCAGUCGCCCCCAGCAAUGUCAUUCUGCUGUUUAUGACCUGUAAUCAUCAGCUCAGGGUCCGGGCUUAUCCUGAUGAUGGGCGAGCGACAGAGAGACAAAACAGCGACUAAAAAGGAGGAGGGAAAAAAAAAACAGGAUGGACAGAAGUUGGUCAUUUUACUGCACACACAAGCCAUAACAGAUACCAAGAGCACGCCAGCAUUAGGAGAUCAGAAGGAGGCAGGAAGAGAGGGGCGAGCCUGAGGAAGCCCAGGAAACAAAACCUUUAGCCUCUGUGUUUACGAUGCAUGUCAAACAAACGACAAUGACCUAAAAACAUUGUUAUUGGUGGUGAAGAUGAUAAUGAGCUGUCGUUAAAUAAAAAAAAAAUAUAUCUGUAUGAUAAAACUACAGGGGAGGGAGCCUGGGGAUCAAUUUGUAAAAUGUGUGUAUUUUUUUCAGUUGUAUUUUUUAUUUUUUACGAUAACUAUUUAUUUUCUUUAGGUAUGUAUUGGAUAAAUGUAUGUACAUGUUCUGUUCCCCUCUCAACUUCAUUUGAACUAGUUUUAAAAGUCAAUAUGAAAACAUUGAAAAUGGUCAAUCAAAUAUGCUACUGUAUGUGUACAUUUUGAGAACCAAUUGUGCAAUGAUUUAACAGAUUUCCAUGAAUAAAGUGAUAGUAAUACAAAUUGAAAAUAUCAUCUGGAAGAUAAACAAUGAAGAUCAUUAUGAAAAUGGUGAUGUAAAAGAAAAAAAAUAAAGUGGUCCAGAUGGAUCUGCUGAUCAUCAC